Molecule: messenger RNA, 1645 nt
Organism: Quercus lobata
Lineage: Eukaryota; Viridiplantae; Streptophyta; Magnoliopsida; Fagales; Fagaceae
Product: organic cation/carnitine transporter 7-like
Exons: 6
Coding region: 130-1611 (493 amino acids)
Biological process (GO): transmembrane transport
Cellular component (GO): membrane
Molecular function (GO): transmembrane transporter activity
Source: RefSeq, a predicted model, not a curated record
UCAAUCAAACAUACUACAACGCAGUACUCUCUGCUCUAGGUUCUGCCUUCAAUCAUUCCGAGAAUAUUCAGGCAAUUUCUUAUGGUUUGACCUAUAAAACUGGCCUACUAUCUCGGUCUUCUUGCAAAGAUGGAAGACCAGAGCCUUGUGUUCACACUGGAUGAAGCACUUGAUGCUGUGGGGUUUGGGAACUUCCAGGCUCUUGUGCUUUCUUAUGCAGGACUGGGUUGGUUUGCAGAAGCAAUAGAGUUUAUGCUUAUCACUUUUGUAGGACCAGAAGUUGAGUCUGAGUGGGGACCUUCAUCAGGCCAAGAGAGCCUCUUAACAACUGUUGUUUUUGCUGGCAUGCUAGUUGGAGCAUAUAUAUGGGGCCUUAUAUCAGAUACCUAUGGAAGGAGGAAGGGUUUUCUUGGCAUGGCUGUGUUAACUAGUGGAGCUGGGUUCUUAAGUGCCUUCUCCCCAAACUAUAUAUCAUUGUUGAUUUUUCGUUUUUUGGUUGGCAUUGGCCUGGGCGGAGGGCCUGUAUUUAAAUCCUGGUUUCUAGAGUUUGUUCCUGCUCAAAAAAGGGGCACCUGGAUGGUUGUCCAUUCAACUUUUUGGACAUUUGGAACAAUGUUUGAGGCUUCACUUGCAUGGAUAGUCAUGACAAGAUUGAAUUGGAGGUGGCUAUUGGCUUUCUCCUCUGUACCAGCAUUUGCUUUGCUUUUCUUCUAUACUCUUGUACCAGAGUCUCCAAGGUUUCUGUGUAUGAAAGGUAAUACCAUUGAUGCACAUCACAUUCUGGAAAAAAUUGCUCGUCUCAACCAGACAGAGAUGCCUUCUGGCAUGCUUGUUUCCAAUACAAAAGAGAGACAUGAUGAAGAGUUUGAUCCAACAGAGGAAACUCAUUUACUCUCCUCAACUAAAAAGAAGACUGAGGAAUUGAAAAAAGGCCUCUCAUUGUUUUUUAUACUUUUCUCGUCAAGCUUAGCCCGAACAACCCUUCUCCUAUGGUCGUUAUAUUUUGGAAUUGAUUUCUUAUAUUAUGGUAUUAUAUUUCUGACCACUGAGCUAAGUAGUGUGGAAAGCAAAUGUGGCUCAACCAUGUUCCAUCUAGAAAAUCUCCAGGAUGAUAGCCUUUACAUAAAUGCAUUUAUCACAAGUUUGGCAGAGUUUCCAGGGCUUCUGUUAUCGGCAAUAAUUGUAGAUAGAGUAGGACGCAAGCUUUCAGUGAUAAUUAUGUCCAUCUUAGCUUUCAUAAUCCUUCUUCCACUGGUUUUCCAUCAGUCUGCUAUAUUAACAAUAGGGUUAUUGUUUGGAGUUCGCAUGUGCGCCAUGGGAAUCUUGACAGUCGCGCAUAUAUAUGCUCCUGAGUUAUACCCAACUUCUGUGAGAACAACUGGGGCUGGAGUUGCAAACGCUAUGGGAAGAAUUGGUGGAAUGAUAUGCCCCUUAGUAGCAGUUGGAUUAGUAACUGAUUGCCACCAAACAGCUGCCAUUAUUCUAUUUGAGGCUGUCAUAGUUCUUUCAGCCAUCUCUGCUCUUCUGCUUCCAUUUGAAACCAAGGGCCGGGAAUUAAGUGACAACUUAGCCGUAUCAAAGUCUACAGAAGUUCCAGAAUUUGGUGAUUAGUUUAUACCCUCACACCUCUAUAAUGACAGCUAUC